Messenger RNA from Parathielavia appendiculata, 1461 nucleotides. RefSeq names its product HAL protein kinase. Gene Ontology annotation, cellular component: cytosol. The coding region runs from base 1 to 1461 and encodes 486 amino acids. Gene Ontology annotation, molecular function: ATP binding; protein serine/threonine kinase activity. The record is from RefSeq and is a predicted model, not a curated record. Lineage: Eukaryota; Fungi; Ascomycota; Sordariomycetes; Sordariales; Chaetomiaceae. The transcript is spliced from 2 exons. Gene Ontology annotation, biological process: intracellular signal transduction; protein phosphorylation; intracellular monoatomic cation homeostasis.
AUGAUAUCCUCGGCAUCUUCUGUGGCGUCUGCCUCGCCGCGGGUUUCGCCGCACUCGUCGCAACCGCCGUCGAUCAGGUCGGUCGAGGCUCCCACCAAGUCGCCAAAAUUGAACGGUCAAAAUGGACACUCAGUCGCGCAUGCUGGCAUCCCCGACCUACCGCAAAAACCUGCCGAGAAGGGCUCCAUGAAGGACCGCCUUACUCGCAUGUUCUCGGCCAGGGACGCAUCGCAGCGCUCACUGACUGCUGCCGAUGCGAACGGCACGGCGCAGGCCAAGAGGUCCCAUGAUGUGACCCCAAACAACCCAUCGCCUCCGCCCGGAAAGGUUGCAAACGCAAAGGAGGUGCCGCCCCAGCGCUUCGUGCUUAACCCAGAAGCGCAGGGCGGUCACGAACACCACCUCAAGUCCAGCCGCCGGCAAGAAAAGCUCUCGGACCUGAUCAAGAGCUUUCUGGGGCGGAAACCGGAACAGCAGGCCCCCGAAAACGACCUCUCCUUGGUGUCAAAUUGGGUCGACAAUCUGAGGCAGGAGAAGGACAGCCUCUCGUCGGACAAAAAGACGGCCACCGCAAAUCCGUCGGCGACACUGGCGGAGAAGUAUGGCAAGUGCCAGGAAAUUGUGGGGCGGGGUGCCUUCGGCAUUGUGAGGAUAUCGCACAAGAAGUUGGACAAUGGCCUUGGGGAGAAGCUGUACGCCGUCAAGGAGUUCCGUCGGCGGCCCGAGGAGACUGAGAAGAAGUACAGCAAGCGCUUGACGGCCGAGUUUUGCAUCUCGUCGUCGCUACGUCACCCCAACGUCAUCCACACCCUCGAUCUGCUCAAGGACUCAAAGGGCGACUACUGCGAGGUCAUGGAGUACUGCGCCGGCGGCGACCUGUACACGCUCGUCCUGUCCGCUGGCAAGCUCGAGGUACAGGAGGCCGACUGCUUCUUCAAGCAGAUGAUGCGUGGCGUCGAGUACAUGCACGAAAUGGGUGUCGCGCACCGCGACUUGAAGCCCGAGAAUUUGCUCCUGACAACCCACGGCGCCCUCAAGAUCACUGAUUUUGGCAACGGCGAGUGUUUCCGCAUGGCCUGGGAGAACGACGCGCACAUGGUGUCAGGGCUGUGCGGCUCGGCCCCGUACAUCGCCCCUGAAGAGUAUACGGCUAAGGAGUUUGAUGCUCGGGCUGUUGAUGUCUGGGCUUGUGGUGUGAUUUACAUGGCCAUGCGAACCGGCCGCCACCUCUGGCGGGUCGCGCGAAAGGAUGAGGACGAGUUUUACACUCGCUACCUAGAAGGCCGUCGGGACGAGGAGGGUUAUGCCCCGAUUGAGGCGCUACACAGGGCUCGCUGCAGGAACGUGAUCUACUCAAUACUGGAUCCCAACCCGGGCCGCAGGAUCACGGCGUCACAAGUCCUCAAGUCCGAGUGGGGUCGCGAGAUACAACUUUGCAAGGCCGGCGAGGAGGGCCUCUAA